UCAGUAUUUUUGAAGUCAGUCUGGAGUACUGUUUAACUAUUAAGAUUUGUGUCUUAAACCAAUAACCGUUUACAGUGGUCUAUGCCCGUAUUGGAUAUUGGAUUAGAAGGAAUUGAUCCCCGCCAAUGUGACAGCGACUGUAAUGUAUUUCUCUCAGUGUUAGACAGUUACUCGCACAGUUAUAUAGAGAUCCACGAACAAAAUAUAUAAUGACGGAAGUAAGAAGAAGAAAAGGGGGAAGGCACAAGUCGAGCCCCCAUCAGAGGAACGGGUUUACAAAAGGGAGCAGCGGUCAGAAAGAGAAUGUUACUAUAUUUGGAUGGAGUAUUCAGCAAUUUCUGUUGAAUUUGUCGGGAAUUGUUCUGUGCUUAUACAUUGGAUUUAAACAUUCGUGGUAUAUGAGACAGAUUCAUGAGAACAAUAUGUGGUUCUCCCAUAUAAAGGAAGUUGAGAGGGAGAUAUCAUUUCGUACAGAGUCAGGUCUCUAUUACUCGUACUAUAAACAGAUGGUGAAUGCCCCCUCUAUCACACAAGGUUUGUACGCGAUUACACAUGACAACUUGACAGAGCAUCCUAGCACUAUUAAUGUAUUGGAGCGUAUGAAUAUCUACCAGGAAAUAGUUCUCAGCAUACUCUACAGGAUCUUGCCGCUAAAGAAUUUUCUGGAGCCAGUUUUUUUUUACAUCAACUCAGUGUUCGCCCUACAUGGAAUGUUAGUGUGUUCUCUGUUUGCGACGGCAUGGAUGCUGAGUGGCUCGUGGCUAGGGGGAGCUCUGGCUGGAUGUUUCUAUCUCUUCAACAGGUUAGAUACAACUAGAGUUGAGUAUGUAAUACCACUGAGGGAAAGUUUCUCACUUCCGUUUCUAUGGUUACAGAUUGCAGCCAUAUCGUUCUAUUUGAAACCAAAUAUACAGAAAAGCCGGGAGAAAUUUUGUAUAGGACUGAUAAUGGCCAGUACCUUCUUGUUCAGUCUGUGUUGGCAAUUUAAUCAGUUCAUAUUGUUGCUACAAGCAUUGGCCUUGUUUGGUGUGUGGAUCCUAGACAUGGUACCAGCACACAAGGUGCGUGUAGUUUUACUGUCACAAGCCUUGUCACUGUUCCUGGUCUGUCUGCUACAGAGCAUCAACAAAAUGAUCCUCGGGUCUCUGGUCAUGAGUUUUAUUCCGGCAACAUUUCUGCUUAUGUAUUUCAAGGGUGACAAUUUAACGCCGUGUACGAUACCAAGCAGAAUAUUUAAGGUGGCGUUCUACAGUUUUUCCGUCUUGUUGCUCAUGCUUGUCUUUAAUCUGGCAGCAAAGACUGUUCUAAAUUUAGAAGCAGAUGAGCAUAUAUUCAAAUUUUUACUUAACAAAUUUGGAAUCGGAAAUCCAAGAGAUUUUGACUCAAGAUUAUACCUGUGCAUUGAAGCGUUUGGUUUUCUACAACUAGAUACAUACGAGAGAAUGUCAAAGCUGCUGGUGUUCCCUCUAUAUGUCGGCACUCAUUUAACAAUUCUCAUUGUGCUAUUUAUAGCGGUCAUGCAGAACUGGAGUAACCAUAGUUACGAGGAGGGUCUCAAAGAUCAUCCAGCCAAACAUUCCCAUCUGCUCUCUUCAAGACCAGAUCUUGCUUUUCAUGCGGUUCAGACAGUGUUUUUUGGGGCCUUGGCAAUGUCAACAUUACGUAUGAAAUACCUGUGGACGCCAUAUAUGUGUAUCCUGGCUGGAUUUGGGGUAGCUGACUACAAGGGAUGGAGAUGUGUUCUUGCCAAACUCAGAAGUAACCAAGAGGUUGUUGUUCAGAUAGCUCGUCAUUUAACAUCAAUAGCUGUUCUUGCUCUACUGUUUGCCAUAGCCUUGCCACCAGCACUAAAGGAGUUAGAGGAUUUAAAAGAAUUUUGGGACCCAGAUACUGUAGAACUAAUGGAAUGGAUAAAAAAGAAUACAGCACCAUUAGCUGCAUUUUCUGGCAGUAUGCAACUGAUGGCUGGGGUAAAGUUAUGUACCGGCAGACCCAUUACAAACCAUCCACAUUAUGAGGAUAAACUGCUCAGGAUUAAGACCAAAGAGUUAUACCAGUAUUACGCCAAAAGAGAACCCGAAGAUGUUCAUAGUUUAAUGGUUAAAUAUAAAACAGACUAUAUCAUACUAGAAGACAGUAUAUGCCUGGCGCCCUCUAGAGGAGGCUGUCGUUUGCCAGAUUUACUUGAUGUGGAUAAUGGUGUUAUACCGGACAGUGGUAAAGCCGAGCCAGGACUAGUCAAAAGUCACGUGCCAAGGUUCUGUGACGAAGUGCGGCGACAGACACCAAAUUACUCAAAAUAUUUCAAGCAUGUGUUCACCAACAAAACGUUCAGAAUCUACAAAAUUGUUCAGUAGAAUUUUUCUUUCGUCUCAUUGUGUUACCAGUAUUCUGUUAACCCUCUCAGUGUGUUACUUUGAUGCAGUAAAUCAAACACUUUGUCAGCUUGGUGGCUUAAGUUACAAAGUUCAGUAUUCUGAUAUAACUCAGUAACUCUUAUCAUUCAAGUAUUGUAAGUAUGAAUGUAGGAAUUUGAAGUGGCAAUGGAGAUACAUACCUUAUUUCCAAUUUUCCUGAUGGCUACCUUUGAACUCCUACCUUUAUAUGCCUGAAUCAGCUGAUAUGAGAAAAUAUAGUUAAAAUUUUAAACCAGUCAGUCGGUUAAAAAAAAAGAGCACAGUUAGAUAGAACUGCUGUCAAAGACUGCAUGUAUUGCAGAGGUCAACUGAGUGUACAAGUCAACCAUCAAACUUCUCCUUUAAAGCCUCUCUAUUGAAAAAAAAAUUAGAUGAAUUUUUUCUACUCAAAUAAUUUAAGAGAAAGCUACACAUAUUCUAAUGGCUUAAGGCUACAUGGAAAUUUAAAUGCUGGAACAAUUUUCUCAAGUUAGUGUCAAAAUACAAGUACAUCUGUCAAAGAAAAUUGCUUUUCCUAUAUUUCAUUCCAGACAAGAUUUAUGCUUUACGUAUAUGGUUAUUAGUUUUAGUCUGGUUUUCUUUUCUUGUACAGUCAAUUAGACUGGUAUACAAUUCAUUUUAUUCAGGCUUGUUAUUACUUUCUUCCAUGAAAAACACAAGUUUUAGAUAUUUACUCAGAGAAGAGAAGAUCAUCAAUUAAUUAAGUGGCUUUUAAAGGUACAUUAUGCUAAGUUUUGUAUUUAAAAAAACAACAAAAAACUAAGUAUUGCCAUACAGUAUCAAGGUUUACGUAAAAUAAACAUGUAUUUGUGUAUAAACAGGUUAUAGUACGCACUUGAUAAAUGUACCAUCAUCAAAGUGCAAAAAGUAGAUAACUGAAGUUGCAUAAAGCAAUACAGUUUGGGUUUUUUUUGCGCUGAGGUUAUGGUAUAACAUGGGCCACAGCAUCAUUUUAUACUGCUGCUAAAAAAGCUGGUAGUCUUUCUUAACAAAUGGUUUUCACAUGACAUUUAAUUGUGACUGCAGUUCCGUGUGCACUGUUAUAUUUCAUAUCUUAUCUUUGAUGAGGAUUUUCUUCAUUUAAAGUAAAUACUUAAUGAUAAAAAUUUUAGUGAAAGAUAUGCAUGAUAUAUCUUUAAACUUUGAUGAUGAACUUUGUCUUUUAACUGCAACACUAUCCAGUUUAGCCACCCAUCAUGGAUUUAAAUAUGGAGACAGGAAAGUAAGGAUUUGAUAACCUAUCAAAGGGAGAGAAGGUUGUAUGUCGUUUUAGUUUUAGUAUGAGCAGUACUACCGGGUCACAGCAGUGUUGAUGUGAUUUUACAGGAAGCAAGAGAAAUUGCUCUUAGAAGAUAUAUGUUCCUUACUUUUCUCUUCAUUUCGUCAGUUUUAGGAUAAUUCUUUAAAAUGUAUUAAGAAUUUAUACUCUAAAAUGGGUAUAGUUUUGUGAGGCAGUUUCGCAAAAAUUUUCAGACAGUUUUUAUACAGAGUAUAAAUAUAGGGAAUACUAUUUAGUUGUGUGUGACCUUGUAUGAAAUUGAAGUAACUCUUAGAUUAUAGUAACAGCGUUGUUGACUUACUGUGUCAAAGUAACAUGUUUUAUUUAUUUCUAUCUUAGUACCUGUCUGACUUAAGAAACUCCAGUUAUUUUACAUGUUGUAUUAAUUUUUGUAGUAUUUGUAUCAUUUACAUUAAUAAUUGUUUGUUUUUGAAAUUAAUUUUAUUGAUGUAAACUAUGUUGUAAUGAAAAUAAACCAAAGUAAAGUUUAGAUGUUUUCUAAGGGACGGGAGAGGGACUCCCUUAUCUGUUGUCAUUUAAUCAGUUCCUUCUAACUUCCAGAUAAAUUCAACAUUAUUUUGGUGAAACAAAUCAUAAUCUAUAGCAAGUUUUAAACUUGGGACUUUUGUACUUAAAUUGGUACAUGUAUUUUAAAUUGAAUGUCAGAUUUGUUUCUUCUAUUUGACAUUUAAUCGUGGUAGAUUUUGUUCUGCAGAAAAAAUAUAUUUAUUAGUGACAGUUCAUUAUUUGGUUAUUUGUUAGUGAUUUAAUGGCAUUAUGAAAAUUAUAUUUACACCAAACAGCUCAAAAAAUGGUCCAAGCCAAACAGGUUGUCUGAAUCCAAAGGCAUUUUUUGUAUUAAACAGCUGAUUUAUUCAGAUUUCUUUUUCUUUGUAUUUCUCUUUAUAUUGUAGUGUCUGUAGGAUUAUUAACUUUAUUAAAUAUGUUUGCAUAGCAUGACAUGAUCUGUGAAACAUGAAAUUUAAGGUAAAAAUGCCCUAACUUUGAAAUAUCGAGUACAGAAACAUGCUGAUAAAAAGGCUGACACCUUCUACAGGCCAUUCACUGUAUAACGGGUUUUUUGUUGCCAUAAAAUUUUACAGAUUUCAGCUAAAACAUUUUACAUAACUUCCAUUUCUACAAAUUUUUGGAGACAAGUUAUCAGAUAGUUAUUUGAUUUUAGGUUAGGACAAUCUUUACAGCAAAAUUACCAUUCUUAUAAAAAAAACAUGUUAUAUAUGUUAAUUUUUCAUCUACUAAUGCCAGAAGAUUAUGCUUCCUUGUCGAGUUCGAGUAACUGAGACAAUUAAGUUCAGCCAGGUCUUGCCACAUAUAAUAUUUUGAGCAUUUAGGAAGAAAAUGUCUUCAAAAUAGGGAAAUCUGUUGUGCUACUGAGUCUCAAAAUUCAGUCAUCUACCUAGUGGCUUCAUAGAAAAUGGCUAAACAGUAUUAUUUUCAAUAUUCAGAUUAACAGAAAUGUUAAUUUAAUUAUAUAUGUAGAAAAAAGAUUGUUACUUUCUGCCAGCAAAUUGAUUUAAGUAUAAAAAAAAAUCUUUGGAAAACGUUUUUAUUUUUUAUUCAAGUAGUACAUCCACUAAUAUUUGAUCCAUCUUUUCUGUAUUAAGGUUUUUCUUUGAUUCCUCGUUAAAUAUUACGAAAUAGCAUUUAAUUGCCUUUAUAUAUUGUUACAUAAACACUCAAAGUGAGAUAGUAGGAACUUUUUUAAAUUUUCAAAAUAUCUUGGAUUAGUUUUGACAUUAUCUUCAAAAAUGAAUGGGAUAUUAUCGUUAUUUUUGACACACAAAAAAAAAAAGAAAGAAAGAGUUAAUUUGUGAAUUAAUUUCAGAAUAUCUUUGCAUAAAGAUUAAAGAUGAUCAUUUUAAAACCUAGCCCUUACCAUGCUGGACAGGAUUCAUUCUGCCAUUGCAACCAGUGUAGAUCAUGAUCAGCCUGCACAUCAAUGCAGUCUGAUCAUGAUCUACACUGUUUGCUAUUCAGUCAGUAUCUUUUUGGUAUACACCCAGUUUAACAGUUAAUGGUACUGUCCAAAUUGGAAGAUGGAAAUUUAGCAUGAUAAGUGUAAAAGACCUUAAGAAUGGUGACUUGUUUAUAUCUGGAUCUUGUGAAAUAAAACUACAAUUUGUUUUAAAAAAACACUGUUUGGAAUUAUGUGAAUCAUACAGCUACUGGUAGUUAUUUCCCUUGUAUUCUGGCACGAUAAUCCAACUGAAAAACAUGCAUACUUGUAAUUUUUAAUGUAUUUAUUAGGGUAAAAAAAAUGUUCCAUUUCUAUUAUUUUUAGCUCACCUGAGCAAUGCUCAGGUGAGUUUUUCUGAUCGCUCAAUGUCCGGCGUCCGGCGUCCGUGAUCUGUCGUCUGUCGUCCGUCGUCUGUCGUCUGUCGUCCGUCGUCUGUCAACAUUUAGCUUGUGUAUGCGAUAGAGGCUGUAUUUUUCAGUUAAUCUUCAUGAAUAUUGGUCAGAAUGAUAACCUUGAUGAAAUCUAGGCCGAGUUUGAAAAUGGGUCAUCUCGGGUCAAAAACUAGGUCACUAGGUCAAAUCAAAGAAAAACCUUGUGUAUGCGAUAGAGGCUGUAUUUUUCAACUAAUCUUCAUGAAUAUUGGUCAGAAUGAUAACCUUGAUGAAAUCUAGGCCGAGUUCGAAAAUGGGUCAUCUCGGGUCAAAAACUAGGUCACUAGGUCAAAUCAAAGAAAAACCUUGUGUAUGCGAUAGAGGCUGUAUUUUUCAAUUGAUCUUCAUGAAUAUUGGUCAGAAUGAUUGCCUUGAUGAAAUCUAGGCCGAGUUCGAAAAUAGGUCAUCUCGGGUCAAAAACUAGGUCACUAGGUCAAAUCAAAGAAAAACCUUGUGUAUGUGAUAGAGACUGUAUUUUUCAAUUAUUCUUCAUGAAUAAUGGUCAGAAUGAUAGCCUUGAUGAAAUCUAGGCCGAGUUCAAAAAUGGGUCAUCUCAGGUCAAAAACUAGGUCAAAUCAAAGAAAAACCUUGUGUAUGCGAUAGAGGCUGUAUUUUUCAAUUGAUCUUCAUGAAUAUUGGUCAGAAUGAUUGCCUUGAUGAAAUCUAGGCCGAGUUCAAAAAUGGGUCAUCUCGGGUCAAAAACUAGGUCACUAGGUCAAAUCAAAGAAAAACCUUGUGUAUGCGAUAGAGGCGGUAUUUUUCAAUUGAUCUUCAUGAAUUUUGGUCAGAAUGAUUACCUUGAUGAAAUCUAGGCCAAGUUCGAAAAUGGGUCAUCUGGGAUUAAAAACUAGGUCACUAGGUCAAAUCAAGGAAAAACCUUGUGUAUGCGAUAGAGGCUGUAUUUUUCAACUGAUCUUCAUGAAAUUAGCCAGAAUGAUUACCUUGAUAAAAUCUAGGCCGAGUUCGAAAAUGGGUCAUCUGGGGUCAAAAAAUAGGUCACUAGGUCAAAUCGAAGAAAAACAUUGUGUAUGCAGUAAAGGAUGUAGUUUUCAAUUGAUCUUCAUGAAAUUUGGUCAGAGUGAUUGCCUUGAUGAAAUCUAGGUCGAGUUUGAAUAUGGGUUAUCUGAGGUCAAAAACUAGGUCACUAGGUCAAAUUAAAGAAAAAUCUUGUGUAUGCGAUAGAGACUGAUUUUUUCAAUUGAUUUUUAUGAAAUUUGGUCAGGAUGAUUGUCUUAAUGAAAUCUAGGUCGAAUUUGAAUAUGGGUCAUCUGAAGUCAAAAACUAGGUCACUUGGUCAAAUCAAAGAAAAAACUUGUAUAUGUGAUAGAAGCUGUAUUUUUCAAUUGAUCUUCAUGAAUUUUGGUCAGAAUGAUUGCCUUGAUAAAAUCUAGGUCGAGUUUGAACAUGGGUCAUCUAGGGUCAAAAACUAGGUCAUAUCAUAAUCUAAGAAAAUGCUUGUUUUAUCCUAAGAGACCAGUUUUUUGGUCCAAUCUUAAUGAAAAUUGGUCAGAAUAUUUGUUUCCAUGAAAUCACUAGGUCAAACAUGUUUUACACUGUUAUGGUGUGUUUCUUAGGUGAGCGACCUAGGGCCAUCUUGGCCCUCUUGUUAUCAUAUAUGUUUAUAUUUUUAAUUCAUUGUAUAUAUGCUUUCAGCAUACAUCAAGAACUUGUACUGGGUAAAUUAAACUUCAACACUGGUGUUUUUGUAACAUCCCAACAAUAUGAUGAAUGUCAAAAUAUGAAAUUAAAUUUUUUGUGAAAUUAA
This is a messenger RNA of Mercenaria mercenaria, 7870 nucleotides long. RefSeq names its product probable C-mannosyltransferase DPY19L3. The record is from RefSeq and is a predicted model, not a curated record. The transcript is spliced from 16 exons. The coding region runs from base 210 to 2357 and encodes 715 amino acids. Lineage: Eukaryota; Metazoa; Mollusca; Bivalvia; Venerida; Veneridae. Gene Ontology annotation, cellular component: nuclear inner membrane. Gene Ontology annotation, molecular function: mannosyltransferase activity.